Messenger RNA from Parnassius mnemosyne (clouded apollo), 1197 nucleotides. The record is from the annotation of a GenBank genome assembly. Lineage: Eukaryota; Metazoa; Arthropoda; Insecta; Lepidoptera; Papilionidae.
AUGUCAUCGGAGCCUGCCCCGCUGUCGAAGACGGCGAAAUACAAGAAGAUUACGAAACCGCUUCUAGAGAGGAAGCGGCGGGCGCGUAUUAACCGAUGCCUGGAUGAACUUAAGGACCUCAUGGUUGGCGCGUUGGAGAUAGACGACGACAACCUAAGCAAGCUGGAAAAGGCAGAUAUCCUUGAGUUGACAGUUAACCAUCUUACAAAGUUGCACAGCCCUAAAGAUCCGGUGUUGGAAGCAAAGAAGUUUCAGGCGGGAUUCGGACAGUGCGCGGCGGAGGCGUGCAGGUUUAUCAUGUCCGUGCCGGACUUGGAUGAAAAAGUGAGCCAGAAUUUGAUCAACCAUUUGUCAAGGCUGAUUACCGCUCAGCCUUUAACAAUACAGGUUCCUGAUCGGCCGCCAUUCUCACCGCCAACCUCACCAUCUUCGCUCAUAUCAGACAGACAUCACUACUACAGCGACCACGAUCGAUCUUCUUCUGAUGCUGAAGAUUCCGUAUACUCUGGAGAUAAUGCUACAAAACAAUGGGCAUACAACAGACAGAACACUAGAGCGCCACACAAGUCCUACCAAAUGGCGGGUUUGCUCACUACAGUUGACAAACUUCAACAUAGCCCACCUCAAGAUCACGUACCAGGACAAAGGAAUGGGUACUUUAAUCGGGUUCCAGUCGAAGCUAAAGAUGUUAUUCUACAAAAAAUUAGACAACACAUAAUGGAUAAGCGCAACAAUGACGUCACCACUGACUUUAAUGAGCAGCCUGAAUCAAACUAUAUACCUAAAGAGGAAAUAUACAGAGGUGAAUAUGAGUACCCAUAUACAACAUCCAAUUAUCCUGGCAACAACGACACCCUGGAUUUGAGAAAGAUUAAAUCACCCAUUGACUCAGCCCCCGAGGUCACCCACUCGCUGAAAAACUCUCCGACGUACAGCAACGUUAAUGAAUUUGAUCCGACAUCCGCCGUGAGCAAAUCCAAUGUGAAAGCUAUUCUUCCGGAACAUUGCGAAUCGCCGAUGGAUUACAGCAACUUACCACCUAAAAAGAAAAGGAAACUUAUCGAGUACCAGGAGUACAAAAAACAAGAGGAGGCUAAACGUCAACUGGACGCUUUUUAUGCAGAGAAAAAAGAUCACCUUCGAGAGGGACCACCGGCGGAACUCGAGCUGGACGUUAAUAAAUGGCGCCCUUGGUGA